GAUAACUUGCUCAUUGUUGUCAGUGAGCCGGGGAGGUUGGAGCUUGAGAGGGUUUGGGGACCUUUUCAGUUCUUAACCCAUGUCAUCGUGCUGUCACGGAUGUGUUCCCUGUCCUCUCUCAAUACGGUAAAGAAAAACUCGGUGUUUCAACAGAUCCAUUGCUGUGUGCUAGGUACCUUGGGCAGUUAUUUGCUUAAGCGCAUUUUGGUAGGCUUCCUAAAAAAUCUUGUUUCCUUUUUCCUAACACAAAUUCUUGCAGUAAGCAGACAUUUCCUUUUAGUUCUGCGGUUUCCCUGAACAUUUAUUUUCCUUUUCUUAGGCCCGCUUCCUUUGAAGGAUAGCACUGUCGUCCUGACUAAGCAGUCCUGACCUUUUUAAUUAAUAUCUACUGAAAGCGCUGCUACCAGAGACAGAGGAACCAACAAUGAGGAGCAUAAUUGAACACUAAUCAGAAUACAGGGUUUAUGCUAUUAAUGAGAUUGCAUAGUGUGUUCUUGGGCCAAAUUAGAACCGUCUGCAAACCCCUGACACGGGGAUUCCUCAUUCACUUCUUUGUGAGUCUCAGUUGUCUUGGUUUAAGUCUAAAGACCCAGCCAAGUUUUCUUGGGUAAGAUGGAAGGACACAUUCUCGAUGAGAUCCUACCCCCAUGUGAUCGUUUUCCCCAUCUGUUCUAAAACCGUGACUGUGGGAUGCAUUUUCUAGAAACUGAAGAGAAUUAACUUUUAAGUUGGGGUUAUUUUCAAGUCUUGAGCUGUAUUCAUCAGUGACUAAUACCACAUGUUGUGUUUUCUGAUACAGUAAAAUGUAUUAGAGCUACAAGUUCAGGGAAUAGCUUUCUCCUAAAGACAUAAAAGAUAGGAGCUUAUUAAAAAAAAGAAAAAGGCAGCCAGAUUUUGCCAGUGUUUUUAUGGAGAGCACCCAAGGGGGAGCCCUGAGCCUCUUUAAGUUAAAAUGGGCGUGGGUAGCGGAUAGCCUUUUCCAAGCUGGCUGUGUUCAUAGUCUGCUCCUUGACACCUUUUGGCACCUUUGAGUUUUACGUACAAAAUACAGCCUUGGUUGUCGGAAGGGGAAUAUUCUGAACAGCCGUGGAAUUAAUAGUUUUAAGCUUCCCUGCAAGGCAAGCUUGACUGAGUUUGACAUACCCACUUAGAAGGUUUUACCUGUUUUUAGUAACUUGUCAGUUGAGUCAUUAUUCUGGGUAUUAAUGAAAUGAGGAUGUAUUACCAUCUUGUGAAAUGUCUAUUUUCCCCCUACAAUGUGGUGUUUUUAUUUGAGAAGCACUGGCUGAUGAUAGCAAUGCUUUCUAACCUACUAACAGUAACCCUCUUCGGGUAAUUACCUUCUCGUAAUAAAAAGUUAAGGAGAUGAAAAUAGAAACCACAGGUGUUUUCAGGCAUAGUGAACAGAACGUGGCAAUUCAAACGAUUACAAGGAGGGGCUCCUGGGUGGCUUAGUUCGCAGAGCGUGCAGCUCCUAAUCUCGGGGUCCAGAGUCUAGCCCUUCGUUGGGCGUAGAGAUUACUUUAAAAACAUAAAAAAAUAAGAUAAAAAAAUAAAAAUAGUUUUCAGAAAAGGAUUAAAAGGAAGUGGGUUUUUUGCCCAGAGGAUGAUAUUUUUUUAGUGACGAUACAUGGCUUGUGCUAAUUUUUCCAAUAUUUAAAUAGUGAAUGAAUUCGACAUCAGGUCUGUCUUGUUUGGAACGCUGACUUCCCAGUAUCUUCAAAAUCAAAACUCUGGACAUAGUAGGUGAAAGUAUUUUUGCCAAAAACUGUUCCUUUGGUGGACACCUUAUACCAUAGUAUCUUUUAUCUUUUCUAUCAGCAGAAAAAUAAGUCAGGACAGGAGCUAUAUCUGAUACGUUUUCUAAACACUGACUAGAAGAGAAGUUAAGCCAGGACGAUCCAGUUUCAUUUGUUUUUCUCCCAAAAAUAAAUGUCAACUGAGAAAGAAAUUGGGAAAGUGACUGUCACAAGUGUUGGCUCACCUUGAAGAUUGCCAUAGCUUGUAAUCCCAUCCAUGGGUCUGCUGUUUCCACCUGUCUCACACGUCUGCCCAUGAGUUCCAUGUGUGUGGGUGUGUGAGAUGAAUUCCUUUCCAAGUUCUAUUGAAGAUCUGUUGAAGUUGACACGUUGUUCUAUGUAUUGUGAGAGAAUUAAACCAACCAGACUACAGAAGCGUUCCCCAACUUUGACUCGACCAGCUCCUGAUUAUAAAGACGGCAGAGGAAUGGAGACAAUAACCCUGCAUGCUGUGUGGUUUGCGUUGUUAACCCAAGUUUGCUUGUCUGUUUCCUAAUUCAAACAGAGCGUCAGAAGCCAUGAUGCAUGUAGUGUGUGUGUGCUGCAGCUGGAGUGGGCCCCAGACCAGGUAUUUAUAGACGCCACGUUCAGCCUUCCAUCCGGUUAUCGUCUGUGCUCUGAAAGUCUCUGUGUCCGCCGCAGUUUUGGAACUUAGCUUCUGCCAUCCAUGUCACCUCGUCUGAUCUGGUUACAACCAGCCUGUAUAUACAUCCGUACGUUGGCACGCAUACACAUCGAAGUAUAGUUUCCUAUUCAUACUUUCAUCAACUGUUGUGGAACAGUCCAAGGAGGGGAGGGAGAUCCCAGGAAAAGCCAGGUCCAUCUGGCCAUUGUGAAUAGAGCAAAUCAAGAAUAUCAGCCCCACAGCAUGUUGUUGUUGAAGGUAACUACACCGUUAGGGGUCUCAUGAGCCUGUUUCUUCUGGAAAACUGGAAGUUCCUUUUUCAUAUCCCUGCACACAACUGCCUAGAGUGGUAGGAGGGCACUUCUACCCGAAAGAAAUUUUCAUUCCGCUGAAGACGAAAUCGAGGCUUCGGCCAGGUAAACUUGUCUGGGGGCACAGGUUCAAUAACGUGGGCAGCGCUGAGGUUUAAUUCUCCCUGAAACAGGAGUUAAGACUUGACUCUUCUCUCCCUGGCCUCGCAGAGUCUCCCCGGGAGACACUCUGUUCCCAUCUCCCUGGAGUGUAAAUUUGGGAGACGGCAGCCUGAGUUUACUGGCUGAUUUAUCAAGAGGAAAAAAGGCAACUCCCAGCCUCGGGCUUCAUACGGGGUUGCAGGCUGGUUGUGAUUAGAUACCUAGCACUUAAUUUCUUUGUUUUUUUCUUUUUCCUUAGAAAGAUGGGGUAAAAGUAGGCACAGUUUAAUUAUUCUUAAUAUCCAUUGUUCUCAUCCCCUUCUCCUCUCCUGUAGUGCUGAGCCUGUCCCCUACGGUCAGCACUUAGGCCAGUGAAGUCUCAGCCCUUGGAGGACUGUGUGCUGCUUUCUUAGCACAAAACACACACUGAGGCCACGUUCUCCUUGACCUGACACAGUGAUUGUAACUGGCGUGCCAGUGCCUGAAGGCCAUCAUCACAUGCCCCGUGCUACUUAACUUGGAUAUUUCACUGUGAUGCAUCUUUUCUGUUCUCAUUAACUCACAACUGAACCUCUUUCAGAGUCGGCCUUAGAGAUUGAUAAAUAAAACUAAUAACUGUGUUUCUAGACACUAAUGGAUAUAAUUUACACUGAAGCAAAUGCUGUUUUCCUGUUGACCUCUAAACUAUAUUGUUUCACCAGAAGUCAGUAACUUCCCAACAGAGUCAGUGCUUUAUCUCAUCGUGCUGUUAACCGGUGUUGGAUUAGAAUGAUUUAGAGCCAUUUGAAUCUGGAUUGCUUCCUGACUUAAGAUCAAGCCCCCACAAUGGAUGGCAGUCAACACGAAGCAUUUGAGUCUGAGAAGCAUCUGCCCUGAGAGAUUGUAUCGUGAAGUAGUUUUUGCUGCCACCCGUUGGCGUUUAAUUAACAAUCUUCUAGUCACUGCAUAGAGAGAAAAGUGGUAAAGAAACUACCUCACUGGGAAUGUCAUCCUUACCAACUUCAGAUGGAUUUAACCAUCCAGCCCAUCCUUCAGGACAGAGUCCUGAGAUUGGUAAUCCUAUGAGUCUUGCUCACUCUGUCUCUGCUUCAGGCUGCCCUAUCGAGCCCAGUGACCCUGACAGCAUUGAACCUAAAGCUCUAAAGGCUUUGAAGGCUUCCGCUGAAUUCCAGAUAACCUCUGAAAAGAAAGAACAUCUUCCUCCACAGGAUCUUUCUGAUUGUGCUUCUUCAGCAGACAGCGCUCCAGCCAUGCCUCUGCAGAAUUCAUCCGAAGAAGCCAUUGUUGCAGAGAAUAUGGCGAAAUCUGCUGAAAGAAGCACCCAGGGCCUCAGAUCUCCUCUCCACACAAGACAGCAAGCUAGUUUAUCUGUCACGACUACUAGUGUGCAAGAACCACCGGGGUUUCUAGGUGAAAAGGGUUGGCAUCCAGAAAGUCAGAACCCGAGUCAAGGGAAUGGCCUUCAGCAGCACAAAGAACCAGGGAAUGAACAGCAUGAGGUUGUACAACAGAAUGCUCUAUGUGACCAAGAACAGGAACAUCUCUGUAACACAGAGGACUUUGAACUUCUUGGAGAAAGGCAACAGAAUCCACAAAGAAGUGUUGAUUUAGAAGCUACAGUGAAAGAAGACAGGCUACAGCAGAAUGUGGACCUUCCAGGUACAGAGGAAAAUAUUCUACCUUCAGGAUGCUUUGGCUGCCCCCAUUCAGAAACACUCAUGGAAGUGGAUACAGUUGAAGAGUCCCUAGUGGCUGUGCCUAACUCAGCGGAUGGUCAGAAUGCCAAUGUCAAGAACAUCGGUGCACCCGAUCUCACCUUAGAUAAUCCCCUGAUGGAAGUAGAAACAUCAAAAUGUAACCCUUCAUCCGAAAUUUUGAGUAAUUCAAUUUGCACUCAGGAUUUACAACUCCCAGACAAUAACGUUGAAAUGUCUGGAACAAAUAAAGAAGAUGGGGAUUGCUCCCCGUCUUUAAGUCUCUGUGGCAGUUGUCAGCCUUCUGUGGAGUCAGCAGAGGAAUCCUGCUCAUCUCUAACAGCAGCCUUGAAGGAACUCCAUGAACUUUUGGUCAUUAGUAGUAAACCAGCUUCAGAAAAUACAUCUGAAGAAGUUCUCUGUCAAUCGGAAAUGGUAACUGAGGGCCAAACAGGUGUGAAGGACCUUUCUGAAAGAUGGACCCAAAGUGAGCAUGUUCUAGUUACCCAGAACGAAGAGCGUUCACAAGUCUCCUUUCAUCAGACCAUAAGUGUAUCGGUGAGGGCAGAAAAGUUAACAGACACUUCAAAUGGUGCUGGAGUAGAAGAUGUAGAAAAUAUUAAUGUCAGGGAUCCAGGUGAUGGCCUAGUAACUGAUAAGGAAAGUGUCCCCGAGUCUAGGGAAUCCGAGAACAAGAGCAGUUCUGACGCUCUAGCCUCAGCAAAAACGUCUAAUCAAUUACACUGCACCUUAGGUGUAGAAAUCUCACCCAAACUUUCAGCAGGUGAGGAGGAUGGUGUCAGUCCCACUUCUGAGCAAACAAAGUCCUGGUCCAAUUUCACGUUGGUUGAAGAUCUGGGUCAGGGCGCACAGAAUCCGGUGACAGACAGGCCUGAGACACGACAGGAUGUCUGUCCUGAAGCUGCAGGGCCACUUGUUGACUUUGAACCGCCCACCAGCCACCCAUCAUCAAGUCCCUCCAUUCUUCCACCACUGAUUUUUCCUGCUGCAGACAUUGACCGGAUUCUCCGUGCCGGCUUCACUUUGCAGGAAGCUCUUGGGGCUUUGCAUCGAGUUGGUGGAAAUGCAGACCUUGCACUUCUUGUCUUGCUCGCAAAGAACAUUGUAGUUCCUACAUAACCAAGGAAAAGUGGGCUAAACCAUCCUCCAUUCCCUUAAAAAAAAAAAAAAAAGCUAUAGACACACAACACGCACACACACACACACUCUCUCUCUCUCUCUCUCUCUGUCUCUCUCUCUCUUUCACUCACCACGUACACAGUAUAUGUAGAAACCUGCAAGCAGAAUGUUGAGCCAGAUUUUUUUUAAAGAUUUUUUUCGGCCAAAGUAACUUAUCUCUUGUCUGAUGAAUUUGUCUAUUCUAUUUGUUAAAAUUUGGGCCUUUUAAAUGUAUUGGCAGUAUGUGCAUACAAAAGCUUUUUAUUAUCAAGAUGAUGUAUUCUGGAAUAAAAUUGAUGGUUUUGUGUAUAGCAUACCAUUUUAGAAUGAGAGUGAGUGCUUUAAAAAGCAGAAGCCGUGAGAAACCCUGCCCCCCAUGCAGCUGAAAGCAGGUCACCUUCCCACUUUGGCUGUGUCUGCGCUGUAGGCAGGGUAUGGCUUGUUGGCUCAAUGGUCCAUUUACAAACUUGAUCACGUGGUGUGGCGUCUGGAAUUACACUUAGUGCUCUGCGUAUUGGUGGUGCAUCAGUUAUAAGAGGAAGUUGAAGAAUGAUUGAGUGAUCUCUCCCAGAGUGGUAUGUUUUUAUUUGUGUGGUUAGGGUUUGGCAGUUUUAUGGGGCGAGUUGGGAGGGUUUAAAACUUGGGCUGCUCUGUGCGCGACAGGCUGCUGCAUGGAUUGCCAAGUAUUUUGGGGUGGGGGGGAAUCAACAUCAGAAUGGGACGUGGUGCUACCCAGAUAGAAAAGGGAAAAGCGUGUAGUUCUGUUUGCAAAUGUUUGGUGAUGUUUCAAGGACCGGGAGUGAAAAAUAAUGGCCUAAACGCUGGAAUUUACUAGAGAGUGGGUUUGCGAGCAUCUUACUGAUCUCACCUCAACCCUUAGUGACCAACAAUGAACUUCUGCUAAGGGGUUGAUUUGCCUGCAGUUCAUUUCCUUUCUAAGCUCAUCUACUGGGAAGUGCUUCCAAUGCUCAGUGUGAGCUGCGAUCGGAGUGAGAUAUCGUGAAGUGUGAUAACCUUGUCGCUGGUUCAUCUUGGUGCUUGGAAUGGUCAGCCUGUUUGGUGAGUGGCCUUUACGGCAAUGGAAAUAGUAAUGGCAGUUUCUGACUCAAGUGGCCUUGGUAGAGAUUUCCAUCCCUUUCUUUCCUCAGGAGUUUCUUUUUUAAAGCAGGCGGCGUCACAUUUGUGUUUACCGUGUCAAGGUAGAGUGGGGCAUAGUAUAUAGAUGUAUUUAUUGUGGCCUUUUUUUAUAUGAGGACUAGCCCUUGGAAAUCAUUGUCCUGUGGGCCCCACUGUGCAAUAAUCCUACUGGAUAGAUUUUAGGUAGUUUUUCCCAGAAAAUAAAUUAUCUUAUGUACCCAGCAGGAAUCUGAAAUCUUGGUUUUAUUGAAAAGAAUUUUGAGAAUGACUCCUGAUUCCAAGCUAGAGUUUGCAAUGUGUUUGAAACAGAUGCUUCGAAAGGGUGAUUCGUGAACUUAGCGUUAAAUGAUUUUGUGUGAAGUCUUACUCUCUUUGCAAGCUUAUUCUUUCUUUCAAAAUUCAAGUCAUUGAGCACAAUCAAAACGGAGGCUCAUCUCUCAGGAGUUUUUGACAUUUUCAUUUGGGGGCACUUAGAGACCUUUCUCUUCUGUCCUAUUCCGUCGUCUUUUCUUUUUGCUGUGACGUUUGUAUGUAUGUUGUGAGUCUUCAGUGAUGUGGCGGAAAGUCACAUAGAUUCAUCAUGAUCCUCCGAAGUUGGGAGAUGGUUGGCAGAAGGAGUUGGGGUUUACCGUUUUCACGAGGGCGCUCCGAACAGCAGGUCAGCCAGGUUGUCUUUAAGAUGUUCUUUGAGACAAUCACAUGCUGCAGACCCUUUUGCCUGCCCCACACCAAAGACGUAAGAUGCACUAGGAAACUGCGUGUAGGAUUUCUGUCAACCGACUCUUAGAGCUGCGACCAUAAUUAAGUAGUUGGUGCUAUGAGGGAAGCAAAACCCAGUAGCAAUGCAGUGGCCCCCGUAUUUGCUUUACGGGUGGUAACUGGGAAUUUAUUCUAAGCUAAUAAAUCUUUAGGGUUAUAAAGUGGGGUGGGUGUGAGGUGGGGGAAGUUAUCAGUGACAACAGACUCCUCCCAAGAGGCCUUCUGGGUGAAGACGGGCCUCCUAGUCUUUCUGAGCAGUGGCGCACUGCUCAGCGGCUUGGCCACUGAAUUUUCACAGUGCGGAGAUCUGGGCAUCCAUCCUAGGUAGAAUACAGAAUAUCAGUGUGGAAAAGGUUUGAUCACAAUAGCUUUUUACGUAUGUAUAUUUAUUUUUAGGAGAAAAUCGAAUAGGCCUGUAGUUGUACAUGUAUUCUCCUUAGGAGUACCUUGAAUGAAUGAGCUGAACCCUCUUGCCAGAUAGCCUUGUCCUCUUUCAUCAUUUAUUUUUCAGUGUAUAAUUGCUUUGGAUCUUUAAAACUUUAUUUUCCUGUCCCAUCAUUCGUAUGAACGUAAAGUCGCUGACAUUAUUAGGAUUUUGAAUAAUCUUAAAUCACGCAGUUCUUAAAACACAAAGGGAAUUAAGGAACACGACACUAGUGAAUUUUGUCAGUUUUACUAAAAGUGCAGAGACUCGAGAUUAACUUCUCUAAAAAUGAGGUAAAAUCAUUGUGAACUCCUCUGGUUGCCAACAGAACUGAUCCUGGCCAGCCAUCAACAGUAACGGGCCACCUUACUGGAUAGCUUCUUUGCCGUAACCGGUAACGGACGGUUCUGUGGUCAGUGCUCCCCUCCAAGGGUGGUCUCUGUUUACUCACCAGAGAGAGGAGAAGGUUGUCCUUCCUGGAGGACUUCUGCGGUUUACCUUCAGUUGAUUUCCAUGGGUAGGAAUGUGCUUGGUGACCAGACAGCUGUGCCUAACACAGCUGUAGAUUUUGCCCACUGAAGCUGGGAAGAAGGAUUUCCACUUGUACCUGUGUAGGCCCCCCGGGCCCCAGCCGGCAGCCUUCAUCCCUCAGUUUGGGCUUUAGGCAUUAACAUCUAAAGAUUACCAGUGGCUUGGCAAAGAGAAUGGGAUAGAUGGUGGGUGGGUGUUAAAACUGGUCUGCCUUGGAGCCUGUGAAACCUCCCAGCGUUCCUUGUCUCCAUAUGUACUAAAGGAAGACACAGCCCGUGUGGUUUUUUUUUUUUUUUUUUUUUUUUUUUGUCCAAAGCAUUUCUUUAGCAAGAGGGUUGCAUAAAAAUGGAAAGACACAUGAGACUUUGUGUCACCAAUUUUGAUAACCAGUUAAAACUGGAAUCUGCCUGUUCUUCCCUUAGCACAGCUUUCUCUCUCUAGUAAAAGCCAUAAAAACUUCAUUGGUUUAACCAUCAGCUCAUAUGUAUAUAUACAUGUGUGAUUGACAAAUAGCCUACAGUUAAUUUUACAUAGAAUGAAAAGCAAGCAAUUUUUCUAUUUACAGAUAUAUCCUCCACAUACGGUGGCUUUUAUCCCACCAUGUAUAUAAAAACAGCCUUGCCGGUAACCAGCCAGGAAAGUUGCAGUGCGUCUGAUUUCCUUUUCCUACCUGUUUGCCACCUGCAGUGAGAGCAGGCAGCAUAAUUGAACUGCUGUGUAUUUCAAACUUGUUAUCACCGGUAACAUAUCCUAAGAGAAGCUAACUAGAUUAUGCAUUCUUCCGAUCUCUAGCACAAAUACCAAAAAGCCAAAUUUCUCCUUUGAAUUUGGUUACUUAGUAUAGUCUGUGGCUGAGUCAGAAAGAAACCGUUAUCAAGAGUUUCCCUUCCUAGAAGAUGAAUGUUAACAUUUUAGGAGUUCCAUAAAAUAGCUUUUUUCCUGGAAGAAUUAAAAACGCCAAUUCCUCAAAGACCAAGUAAAUUUAAAGCGUGUCCUUAAGAACUGUGGAAAUGAAAGUUCAUGGCUCAAGCUCCCUCAGUGCUUUAGAGGUCCCUCAGUGUUAGUGAGGUGUUCCUAGGAGUUCAUUGAGUUAAGAUUUUAGGGGUAAACCUUUGAAGUACUUGAUUUUCUCUUGUGCCUUAGUUUCUCCAAGUAGCAGAGGCAUCACAUUUUGGUGGGGAGUGAAAGUGGAAAUAUCAGGGAGAAAGUUUGAAAAUGGCCUUCCUAGAAAUAGAGGGCGUGCAUGGAGUGGUCCUAAGACUCACCUUCGAUUCAGAAUUAUCCUGCACCAAAAUCAUUAGAUUUCCCUAGACGGAAAAAUUCCAAUAGGGCUUUUUUGCAUUGGGAGUACCAGAAAAUGGUUUCCAGAUGUUUAUUAGAUUUUUCUUCAUUGCACUAUCAGUAUUGUGGUGGUUAAGACACAGAAAAAGUUUGAGAAAAUCUGGUACUCUUGAGGGCUAUACAGUAUGAGUCUUUGAUUAAGAAUUCAUUGAUUCAUGGGGCACCUAACUGAUUCAGUCGGUGGGGCAAUGUGACUCUUGAUCUCGGGGUCGUGAGUUCCAGCCCCAUGUUGGGGUAGAGUUUACUUUAAAAAAAAAAUCGAUUGAU
Messenger RNA from Prionailurus viverrinus (fishing cat), 10208 nucleotides. It is a transcript of the gene DDI2, whose product is annotated as DNA damage inducible 1 homolog 2. Lineage: Eukaryota; Metazoa; Chordata; Mammalia; Carnivora; Felidae. Gene Ontology annotation, molecular function: protein binding; aspartic-type endopeptidase activity. Gene Ontology annotation, biological process: proteolysis. The transcript has 2 exons. The record is from RefSeq and is a predicted model, not a curated record. The coding region runs from base 3860 to 5710 and encodes 616 amino acids.